Aaosphaeria arxii CBS 175.79 is the source of this 918-nucleotide messenger RNA. RefSeq lists its product as uncharacterized. Lineage: Eukaryota; Fungi; Ascomycota; Dothideomycetes; Pleosporales. The record is from RefSeq and is a predicted model, not a curated record. The transcript has a single exon. Bases 173 to 787 code for a protein of 204 amino acids.
CCAUUUACGAAUCUCUCUGUUCAUGUUGCCCACUUUCACAUAUUUUGUAUAUCAAUUCAAUACUUUCUCUCUAUUGACACUGGUAUAUCAAUGGAUGGCCAUGCAAUAACUAUGAACCAGUAUAGAUGAGCUACGAACUUCAAUCUAAGAGAAAGUUAUUUUGUCACGCAUUAUGUUGAAGCAUUGGUUAUUCACAGCUCCUGUCUUGCCUCCUGUUAUUCAGGUUAACAAAGCCAGGCGACCGUUCGUUCCAAAGAAUCCACGAAUGCCUACUUUCACAGAAGACUUUACUUCAGAACGGCGUUCUCGAGAACAUAUACCUGGUAAUUACUACGUUCUAAUCAUAUACAACCACACUCCAAUGCAAUCGCACGUCAUGCCCCGCCACAACACCGAAAAAAGCCCCUCGGCUAGCACAUCCACACCGCGCUCUGCAGCUCUAUCCCAGUCCCCGUCUCCGCCAUCAUCUCCCACCUCCUCUCCGGCCCAUGCUCCCCAAGCCUUCCACACCACUCUCGAUGACGAUGGAGCAGACCUCGAAUACCUCGACGCAUCUAUGAAAUCCAUAGUGUAUGACGACGACGGCCGAGCUUGGGCGUGGCGCGAUUGUUUCUGUGAACACAUCGACUGCAGUGGUAGAGCGCUUAGGGAGGUCAUAAAAUUUGUCGACGAUGAGGGGUUUGCAUUAAGCGGCUUUGAUUUGAGCAGUGGGCAGAAGGGUGGUCAGAUCGAUGACUCAAUUGAGCAGUUAACCGGAGAAUCCGUGGCUAAGUUAGAUACUAUCUAAUGGGAGUAUUUCUCGGGAGUGCUGUCUAGGGAGUCCAAUGGAAAGCAUCACGUAGAGCGCUGAUGGAAUGCUUAGGCUGCUAAGAUGAGGUUGAUCUAUCCGUACAAUUGAAAGGUUCCCGCUGUUCAGAG